AGCGUGUCGUCGCGCAGCUCACGCCGCAGUAACACGAGCUCACGCCGCAGUAAGACAAGCUCACGCCGCAGUAACACAAGCAUGCGCGCCGCCUUGCUCCUCGCCACGGCCGCGGCGCUCGCGCCGACCCAGCGCACGCGCCGCCGCACCGCGCCCUUGCAGUCGUCGGUCGUCGACGCGGCGAACCCGCGGAGCGUGGGGCUCGCGCUCGAGCUCGACGACGGCACGCGCAAGGUGCACUCCGUCGCCGAGAACACGCAGUUCGUCACGGGCUUCUUCCGCGGCCUCGGCAGCUCCGACGCGUUCGCGGCGCUGUCGACGUCGUUCUACUACGUCUACGAGGCCAUGGAGCGCCAGAUGGACGAGACGACGUCCCCGACGCUCAAGGCGCUCGACUACCCGGCGCUGCGCCGGUUGCCGGGCCUCGAGCGCGACAUGGAGUUUUACUACGGCGCGGACUGGCGGACGGCGAAGCCGCGGCCGAGCGCGGCGACGCUCGCGUACGUCAAGCAGAUCGAGGCGGUCGGCGCGGGCCCCGAGCCCGAGCUCCUCGUGGGCCACCUCUACAGCCGCUACCUCGGCGACCUCUUCGGCGGGCAGAUGAUGUCGGGCAUGGCCGUCAAGUCGCUCGGCGACUCCGUCGGCGACGAGGCCGGCGGCCUCUCGUUCUACGCCUUCGACGCCAUCCCGAACACGAAGGCCUUCAUCACCGAGUGGUACGAGACGCUCAACGGCCUCGACCUCGACGACGCGCAGCGCGCGGCCAUCGUCGACGAGGCCAACGUCGUCUUCCGGCUCAACAUCGCCAUCUUCGACGAGCUCGAGGGCAACCCGCUGAAGAGCUUUCUGUCGGUCGCCCUGAAUUCCCUCAAGGAGAAGCUCUUCGGCUAA
This is a messenger RNA of Aureococcus anophagefferens, 891 nucleotides long. RefSeq lists its product as hypothetical. The transcript is spliced from 2 exons. Gene Ontology annotation, molecular function: heme oxygenase (decyclizing) activity; heme binding. The record is from RefSeq and is a predicted model, not a curated record. Lineage: Eukaryota; Pelagophyceae; Pelagomonadales; Pelagomonadaceae. Bases 82 to 891 code for a protein of 269 amino acids. Gene Ontology annotation, biological process: heme catabolic process; heme oxidation; response to oxidative stress.